AUGAACGCCGACGCCAAAGGCCACCUGCUACGUGAGCAGAACUGGGUUAGGUGCUGCAAGAGGAGUGGACAAGACACCCUCAAAUUGCCAUUACACGCAUCUGUUAUCAAAUUUAACUUUGACCUGUCUAACAAUUCAAAGAGUCCCCGUUUUACGUUGUUAUAUUUGAUAUAUUUUCAGUUAACAACGUCAUUCAAUGGAACAGCAGGAUUCCAGGAAAUCGUUAUCACCAGCAAAACUCAGGGAAGUGUCAAUGUGGAGACAGAAUGCAGGUCAAAUGCGGUAGAGGCAAACAAAGAAGACGAUGAGGCGUUCAAAUCAGCUUUCUUGGACGCAUGUCAAGCUGUAAACAAUAUAUCCACUGUCUUCGCUGUACAAGAUGACACUGGGUCCUGGGAGGAGGCUGCAGCGGAAGCUUCGGAAACGACCUUGAGUUUAUGUAACGCAGAAAAUGUAUUUUGUCCGUGGGGGUACAAAUGCGUUGGGAGCACUUGUGAACACCAUUGUUCGAAUGAAACAUGUGGAGGAAAUGGCAUCUGCACAGUUCAUGGUAUCUCAGGGGACAUCGUGUGCAAGUGCGAGUCUGACGACUUCUACAACUACUCUGGUGAUAAAUGUUCAGAGGCCGAGUUGCGAUGGGAGAUGGUGCUGGCAAUAUCUGGCGGUGUAGGAGGCGCUAUCGUGGUUCUGUUGGUGACGUUUCUCGGUAUUAUGUAUUGCAGGCACAGGAGGUCGAAAGAGAUUUCCAGUGGGAAUUCUGGGUACACGGAGUCCGAGCGACAAACGAGGGUGUACCAGCGCUGGGACACAAUGAGGUCAUCUAGAGGAUUUGGAAGAAAUAUGUUCAUGCCCUCGUUUUUCGCAAGUACCGCGAGCCCUGGUGCGACGCCGAGUUAUAAGUUGCAUCGCUCAGAAGGUCGUACAGGCUCGGUGUGGGGAGCCAAUGAGAUUGAUGAACAGUUCCCAGACUUUGUGCCACGGCUAGAUCACAUAGACACAGAAGUUGAUUAUACAAUCAAUCGGCCGCAACUGAGAUUGUAGAGAGAUCAUCCAAGUCUACAAGGCGUCCAAAAGAAUCAUUAUAUUUAUCAACCUAAACUGGCCUCCAUAGAAGAUAUCGCUGCAAUGAAAAUGCAUCUGAAUGCUGUGCAAACAAUUGUGAUGUCAUCGGUUACCAAGACGUCACAAUCAAAUGACGUCACUAAUCUCUCAGCAACUGAAAUUGGUUAGCAUAACCUUUUACACUCAAGACAAAAUGGAAAAGUUGGAAGAAUGAUUUAAAACGAAUCUCACCCUUGUGUCUUUUGAAAUAAAAUAUAUCAAUACUCGUCAAUAAAAGUUUUAAAGCGUGCAAGAGACACCUGGGUGAGAUUCUCUAUCAUACAAAACUGGCUUGCACCGGAGACAUCAUUGGGGUGAGAUCAAGCGAUAUCUCAUGGGAGAUGUCGCUACAAUAAUUGCAUCACAACAAUUUGCAAAUUGUUACCAUGACGCCCGUGAUGCCAUGGGUUACCAUGACGUCACGGUCAAAUGACAUCACUUAUCGCUUUGCCACUGUAUCUAGUUAGCAAGCCUCGGAGUUCAUACGUUUAUCGACUCGUGUUAACAUAUUAGAUGUCAAAAGACAUGUGUAUGGAAAUAAGGAAAAUUGAUCCUCCGUCCUCUCAUUUCUUGAUUUAUUUGGAUUGUUAAAAAAGGAAAUUGGAAUAAGUCAUCUUCAUCGCAGUGUUUUAUACAUAUUUACUUUCAAACGCUUGUAUCCAUAUCUUACACUAUUUAUUCAUGUUAUCAUUGUUCAAAUCUAUUUAAAAUCAGAUCUUAUUUUUCGCCUACGGCAGCGGGAACCAAGAUCUGAUUGAAUGAGAUUGCCAUGUUCCUGGACCAAGAUGCAGCCAUCUUGGAUGGUUCAUUUGAAACACGCAUGCGCACAAUGAACCAGAUAUAUCUCCUCAGACAUAAAGCCCCAGGGUUCCACCGGAAAUGGGCCUACUCAUACACAUGUAUAACAAACAAACAGGACGGUGUGAUAAGAAAAGAAGAAAACAUACAAUUGAGUUCUAACAUGACAACAUCAACAACAUCCUCGAGUCGAGUAGGAGGUACGGGUGGCCCAGUCGUCUGAGGCGCCGCUGUGUAGAGUUGCGUCCCUUGAGUACGCUAGAGAUGUAUUCACAUCAUACAUAAUUUAUACCAGUCCACGUGGUCAGGGACUACUGGUCUUCCAAAGUAAACAUUAAACAAUGUUUUAAACGUGCAGAUCAGUUAAUAACCUGCCAAGGUAGUGAUAUUGUUUCCUUGCAUAUUUAUACAUGAUCAGUGACUGUUACGAAUCAGUAACAUUAACAGAGAAUCUUAAUGUCUGCACAAUGAGACAUAUAUGACAUAUUGUACAGGUUCAGAAAUUCAAAUACAGUAUCGGUAUUAUCUAAUGACUGUGUCAGUUGUGUUUAACGCCACCAAGAGUAAUAUUCAGAAUAAGCUACUCGAAACUCGGAAUUACGAAAUAUCUGUCCCUCAAGGGCUCGGGAUUAACCCCAUUUAUUCACCAGGGACAGAUAAUACGUAAUUCGCUGGUUAUUCUCUGAUAAUAUCAUAGGUGGAUUUCAUUAUUUAUCGUGACACGAACUGAACGAACUUUGUAUCCGAAUCGUGAUUAUAAUAUAGCGAAUGCAUGUAGAGGCUACAUAGCAGGAUGCACAAUACUUUUAACUGUGAUUUGAUGUUGAUAUUAACAUUGUAUUAUCUCAGGGAAAAAUAAACAAAACACAUCAA
Molecule: messenger RNA, 2772 nt
Organism: Haliotis rufescens (red abalone)
Lineage: Eukaryota; Metazoa; Mollusca; Gastropoda; Lepetellida; Haliotidae
Exons: 9
Coding region: 1-1041 (346 amino acids)
Source: RefSeq, a predicted model, not a curated record